GAAACUGGAGUAGCGAGCGUGCAUCCCUCUCAUCAUCGAUCAGAGUACCGCAAGUUUGCACUUAUCGUCCUUCUAGACAAUUCAGAUGGCUCCGAAGGCAGCACCCACCCAUCCUCCGUACGCAGUCUUGAUCAAGGAGGCCAUCGCCAGCUUGAAAGAGCGCAAUGGUUCAUCCCUAGCUGCGAUCAGCAAAUUCGUUGGUGAGAAGCACCCAGGCCUGCCUGGGCCGUGGAAGAAGGUCCUCAGCAACAACAUCAAGAAGUUGAGCACCAGUGGAAAGCUUGUAAAGGUGAAGGCCAGCUACAAGCUCAGCGACGACUUCAAGAAGGGCCCACCGAAGAAAAAGGCGGCACCCAAGAAGCCCGCCGCUGACAAGAAGAAGCCGGCUACAAAGAAGCCGAAGACACCCAAGGCAGAGAAGCCAGCGACGGAGAAGAAGCCCAAGGCUAAGAAGCCCAAGGUUCCCAAGCCUGCUGCUGCAGAGGGUGCUGCCCCAGCCGCUGAGAAGCCCAAGGCCAAGAAGCCCAAGGCAACCAAGCCGAAGACCACAAAGCCCAAGACUACAAAGCCCAAGACUCCCAAGAAGCCCGCGGCAAAGAAGGCUGCUGCCCCCAAGAAGGCCGCUGCCCCCAAGGCCAAGAAGCCUGCAGCAAAGAAGACCCCCAAGAAGGCUGCUGCCAAGCCCAAGGCACCAAAGAAGGAGAAGGCUGCUGCUCCCAAGAAGGAGUAGAGGGGCUGCCAACAAUGCUGACCGUCAUGUGACCUGUCAAACGCUGAUGCGUGUCAGCGCUUCUGUUGUCACAGUGUGUCCUAUGACAUUGACAGAGCCUUACGGUUGCACACACCUUUUGGGGUUUUGUUGCCAAACGCAUGGCGUUCUAUUGCUGCUUCUACAUAUCACACCAAUACAAAGUAAAACAACUUGUCUCCCUGAUUCCAGACAGCUGACGUGAUCUGUUGAUGCGUGUUUGCGCACAGCACUGGAGGACUUGCAACCAGAUGUGUAGAACGAUCUGUUUACAUUGUCACACAGCAGCAUUGACUGAUGCUUUGAGUGUCUGUGCCUUAUGACUCGGAGAAGCAUUGUGCCAGAGUCCAACUUGGUCUUGACUUCUGCCAUGUUCAGGGAUUGCUUAGUGACAAGGCACUGUACUUUGAUGGGUUGCACAUACACAGCUGUGCUUAAGCUUCGCGGUCUCUCUGCGCUCAUAAUUCACAAUAUGUAACAGGCCUAGGCUUGGAAGAC
Molecule: messenger RNA, 1246 nt
Organism: Coccomyxa subellipsoidea C-169
Lineage: Eukaryota; Viridiplantae; Chlorophyta; Trebouxiophyceae; Coccomyxaceae
Exons: 9
Coding region: 86-730 (214 amino acids)
Biological process (GO): negative regulation of DNA recombination; nucleosome assembly; chromosome condensation
Cellular component (GO): nucleosome; nucleus
Molecular function (GO): nucleosomal DNA binding; double-stranded DNA binding; structural constituent of chromatin
Source: RefSeq, a predicted model, not a curated record